This is a messenger RNA of Brassica oleracea var. oleracea, 1422 nucleotides long. RefSeq lists its product as uncharacterized. Gene Ontology annotation, molecular function: DNA-binding transcription factor activity. NCBI's taxonomy places the organism in Eukaryota, Viridiplantae, Streptophyta, Magnoliopsida, Brassicales, Brassicaceae. The record is from RefSeq and is a predicted model, not a curated record. The transcript is spliced from 4 exons. Bases 75 to 1358 code for a protein of 427 amino acids.
UUCUUCAACUCUCAAGCAUCGUCCGGUGCUUGAGAGAGAGUUUCACUCUUUUUGUGUGAAAAAAACAACACAAAAUGGCGGGUGAUGAUGAUCCAAAACCGCCCGGUCUUGAAGAAGACAAGGACGAUGGUGAUCCUUACUAUGAACCCUUUUCAGAAGAGGAACUCCAAAACCUUAUGUCUAAUCAAAAUCCAAACCUGAUGGAUUUUGCUUUCACCGAGAAUCCGGUUCCUCCUCCUACUCCUACUCCGAUUACUAUCGCAACAUCGGAUAUAAUCGAAACCGAGAUGUUGAAUCAACUCUCACUUACAAUCCCUAACUGUGAAGACACAGACGAUUUUCUUGUUACAUCUUUUGACGAUGAUAUUGACCUCUCUUGGGACUUGUCCGAUAUUCCAUCUGAGUUUCUUAGCGACAACAUGGACAGUAAUAUCAUAGGAGAGAUUGGUACUAAUCAAGAUAAUGGUAACAUUGUUGGUGGAACUGGUACACUUGAAGUGAGUACUUGUGUUUUUGUUGAAAACGGUCCGAACGUUGAAACCGGUGGUGGUUCAUCAGCGCCGAUUACACCGACAGUAUCCAUCGGCAUACUCGUGUGCACUUGUUGCAACCUUCUUCGAACAUUAAUCCAUAGCAAUGGUCAGGAGAUGAUGAGACUUGAUUUUCAUGGAGGGAUAGGGUACUUCUGCCAUGCGAUUCUAGAGAUUCACCGGCUUGAUGGUUCUACCGAACCGCAAUAUCAAACCAUUGAUUUGAAGUUUUUGUCGAUGGAGGAUGUGAAGAGGUUUAUAGAAGAUUAUCUCGCGGCGAGAGCAGCAUGCGGUUUUGGAGUUGUGGAAGACAUUAAUGCUGAUUUCUAUCAAGCAAUGAAUGCUAACUUUUCCAAUAACCAGCCGCCUAUGUUGGCGUUGCCACCGGUCGAUGAUGUUCCAAUGCCUCAGGCUAUAGUGCCUGAUCCAGCCCUUAAUGUUCCGUCUGUGCCGCUGUAUGUUGGGUUGAGAGAUGAACCUCCAGUGUCGAAAGGAAAGAAACGGAAACAAACCCCUCUCGCAAUACAGAGAGAACGGACUGGAAAACUAAAACUGAAGGACAUCAGCAUGCACUUCCAUCUCCCGAUUCAAGAAGCGGCUAGACGGAUGAGCCUGUGUCCGACAGUGGUUAAGAAGAUAUGCCGAAGGGGUGGGCUCUAUCGAUGGCCCCAUCGCAAGAUCAAGAGUCUCCUGAGGAAAAUCUCGUCAUUGAAAAGCUCGUUAGAGACAACAAAGGAUGCACAAGCGAAGGCCCGGGUCGAAUCAGAGAUUGAAAGACUCGAAAAGCAGAUAAGCGAGAUCUGUAGUGAAGCACUCAAAUACGCUUAAGUGAUCCUUUUUUUUUUUGUUGAAUUAAAGGAAACAUGGAAUAUUUUUCCAGAUGAUUUUACAA